UGACGUACUAAUUUCGUGUAACCACGUCUGACUUGCCUCCGUGAGUUCAGAAUAGGCCUGUUUUUGAAUGCACGCGGUCAAACGCACAGUGCACUCCGAAAACAUUAAAUAAAACGGAUUACCGUUCAACGUUGCGUGAAAAACGGGCUUCAAGUUGGCAAAGAGCUAUCCGAAUUUAUGCAACCUAAAAUGAGAAAGAACUUGUUUUUUACAUGAGAACAACGCGAAGGUCAUCAGUCAGUGUGCCUGUGGGUCUCCGGUAGACCACAUUAUUGUGUGAAAAAGGAGUCUUCUGAAGACUUAAUAAGGAGAGUGUAGUUCGAAGAAUAACGAUGUGUGAAAAACGUGUUUUACUCGCUUUUCUUGCGGUAUCGGUGGCCUUCGCGAAUUACACCACUGUCCGGCUUGCGCCGGAUUUUAUCCAUCCCUGCAACAGCACAGAAUCAGCCUGCCUAAUUCAAGCUACACAAGACGCUAUACCCGAGUUCUCUAAAGGCCUGCCUCGUCUAGGAGUUCCGUCAUUAGAUCCCUUCAUAAUUGACGAGCUCCCCAUUCAGCUACCCGGGGUCAAGGUCACGUUCCUGGCAGGAAAAGUUACGGGGCUUAGAAAAUGUCAGGUGCUGAAUGUAGAAGCCUACCUGGAAAAAAAUAUAUUUCUACUGGAAAUAAGAUGUAACAUAACAAUCAAGGGCAAAUACACAGCCGUCGGAAGGCUAUUGCUGUUUCCUAUCAACGGAGAGGGGGAUUCCAAAAUAAAAAUCGUCAACUCGGUCAUAAAACUGAACAUAAAGACGAAGUACUUCAAGGAUGCUGAUGGCCGCGACCACUUCGGUAUCAAAAAUUACAAAUACACGUUCGACUAUGGCGACAGGGUCCAUUAUACCAUCAACAACCUAUUCAAGGGGAACCCGGAAUUGAGUAACACAGUACUCCAAUUCCUAAAUGAAAAUUGGAGGGUGGUGACCGAAGAGUUUGGACAGCCAGUCGUGGAAUACGCCAUGAACGUCACCAUAGAAACUGCAAGGAAAUUCUUCAACGCUGUGCCGUAUGACGAAUUACUUCAUGUACCAAUACCAAAGUACUGACCGAUAGAUUAACAAAUAUUUGUGCCAAUGUUUUUCUUGGGGUUACCUAGUGUUGGAGAUUUAUACAAAUGUUUGGCAUAAAAUUGGACAGUUAGUACAGGAGCAUAAUAAUAAAACGACAUGGAUACUGGAUAGGUACAAGAAUUUUAAUGUUCUUCAGAAAUAUUUACGGGCAUGUCUGUAAAAGCAAUUGUGUAAUAUUUGCAAUAACGGAUUAUGUGAAAAGAUGAUUAUAUGUAAUAUGUAGAUAUUUUAGGAGUAAGUUAGAAGAGAAAAUAAAAUAAAGACAUCACACAGUAUAUUUUUUAUUGUGCUAUAAUUUCAAUAUUUUACUUACUCCUAGAACUUAUAAACUAAAUACCAGCUGUUAAAAAUUACAAAAAAUAUUUUCUACAAAUUAUGUAAGGGCAUCGACAAAAAUCCAAAGUGCCCCUCUUGUUGGAUUUAUUAUAUUAUUGUUUAGUUUGGAGCUUUAAAUUUAAAUGUUUAUAUUUGGAUGCUUUUGCUUCCAUUUAAUAAUUCCAAUGGUAUUAGAUCGAGGCUUAUACUUUAAAUAAUUGUAAAAAUAUACCUAAAAGUAGGUAUUUAUUAUCAUUUUAUCUUGCUUUACUUAGGCUACAAAAUUAGUAUUAUUUCCAUUUAAGUACCAAUAAUAUUGUGUUCUAAUAUUAA
Maniola jurtina (meadow brown) is the source of this 1757-nucleotide messenger RNA. RefSeq names its product circadian clock-controlled protein daywake-like. The record is from RefSeq and is a predicted model, not a curated record. Bases 333 to 1085 code for a protein of 250 amino acids. The transcript is spliced from 5 exons. NCBI's taxonomy places the organism in Eukaryota, Metazoa, Arthropoda, Insecta, Lepidoptera, Nymphalidae.